Messenger RNA from Pestalotiopsis fici W106-1, 1071 nucleotides. RefSeq lists its product as uncharacterized. The record is from RefSeq and is a predicted model, not a curated record. Bases 1 to 1071 code for a protein of 356 amino acids. The transcript has a single exon. Lineage: Eukaryota; Fungi; Ascomycota; Sordariomycetes; Amphisphaeriales; Sporocadaceae.
AUGUCACUUCCGACAAAACUCUUUGAAACUGAACAUUUCUCUACCUGGCGGCAAUUAGAAGUGGUCGACUCUCAUACAUGCGGCCAGCCAACCCGUGUUAUCCUGGGUGGGGCGGGCAUCGCUCCGGGCAUGACGCCCCGAGACGCGCAGAGCUACCUCGAAGAUAGUGCGCCCUGGGUGCGCAGGGCGGCCAUUCUGGAGCCCCGGGGCCAUCGGAGCAUGUUUGGCGCGGCCGCCAUUGCGCCUCCCGCCUCCCAACCUUGGGGCGUUGUUUUCAUGGAUGCAAAUGGAUAUCCUGAAAUGUGUGGUCAUGCAACAAUUGGCAUUGCGACCACACUUUGCGAGCUUGGGCUUGUGCAGCCUAGUGGUGAUCAUGAUGGCCAAAACGGCUCAUUUUCCUUUGGCCUCGAAUCCCCUGCAGGGCGCUUGAAUUUGGAGGCAGUCAUUGUCAACGGCCGCUGCGAGUCUGUCAGCUUUCAGACACCUCUUGCGCACUUUGUCGGCUCUGUCGAUAUUACGCUAGAUACGGGAGUUUUUGCGCAGGUCGAUGUUGCCUAUGGAGGCCAAUACUAUGCUUUCAUUCCUUCUGUUGCGGCUGGCCUGGAUAUUGUGCCCGACAGUAUAGAUGGCCUGAUAUCGGCUGCCAUGUCUGUGCGCGAUGAGCUUGCCAGGCAGUUCAGCAUUACGGACAAGAGCACUGGAAAAGUACCGGAAAUUGGCAAUAUUCUUUGGACACAGGAGUCUCACAGCAAGGAUGCAGACGCAAGAAAUGUUCCCAUCUCAAAGGCGGGAUCUUUUGACAGAUCUCCAUGCGGCACGGCCACUUGCGCUCGCAUGGCUGUACUUGUGGCGAAAGGGAAGCUCUCAGUGGGAGAAACAUUUGUUAACGAAAGUAUUCUUGGUACAUUGUACCGGGGUCAUGUAACUGCCAUGCACCCUCAUGUGCCCAACGGUAUUAUUCCUCGAGUAAGUGGAAGUGCUUGGUUGACAGCUCGGUCGUGUCUAUUUGUUGACCCUCGAGAUCCACUGGGAGCGGGUUAUCUGGUUGGUGGAGGCGUCGCAGUCCUCUGA